AUGGGAGGUGGCGACGUAGUCUACUCCCGCAAUCAGGAAAUUCAUACCAUUGUGGAAUGGUUAACACCAAUAACAUCGGAUGCAACACAUUACGAUACCCUUUCGAAGCGCAUGCCGGGAACUGGAGAGUGGUUUUUAUCUUCCACUCAAUUCAAAGAUUGGCUAUCCGGACAAAGAAGUAUCCUGUUGUUGGAUGGAAAGCGUGAGCGAUACUUUGCUCCACUGCUUUCUAUAGCUAAAUUCCUCCUUAAUAGCUGGCUCAGGAAAGACUAUCAUUGCGUGAGUUCAGAUGAAUAA
Messenger RNA from Psilocybe cubensis, 297 nucleotides. RefSeq lists its product as uncharacterized. The record is from RefSeq and is a predicted model, not a curated record. NCBI's taxonomy places the organism in Eukaryota, Fungi, Basidiomycota, Agaricomycetes, Agaricales, Agrocybaceae. The transcript has 2 exons. Bases 1 to 297 code for a protein of 98 amino acids.